AAUUUAUGUGCACUUGGUGAGGGAGAGCACAGGGGAGUACAGUUGGGUUUUGCCUUUUGGGGGUUUAGGGUUCACAAGAAAGAAAGGUACAGCACUUGAAAAUCGAAAAUGGUAGCCAGAAAUAUUGAAUGGAAGAAAGUCCUGCACGAGAAGAAGUUCUGGUUUGCUUCUUUUCUCAUUGCUUGGGCAGCUGGUCUCCAGGGGCAUAUGAUGUGGUUGAAGAGGCAAGACUCUUUCAAGGAAAAGUUUGGGAAUCUUGAUCAGACAACCGAGAUCGAGGAAAAUUCUUAGAUGGAAAAGGUUGAUGGAAUCGCCAAUGCACAAAGCACAAGUACAAUGUGUAAGUUUUGCUACAAGAAUACGAGAAGGAGGGAGCGGGCUUCCAGAUUCAGUCCUCAUUUCUUAAUUUUGUGAUUUUAUAUGCUGUCUUGUGGACACUUCUGAACAGUUCGAUAUCGGCUUUCAUAAUCCUGAACAUUUUUGAUAGUAUUACAGAUACUUGUACUGAUCUA
Molecule: messenger RNA, 512 nt
Organism: Daucus carota subsp. sativus
Lineage: Eukaryota; Viridiplantae; Streptophyta; Magnoliopsida; Apiales; Apiaceae
Exons: 3
Coding region: 109-291 (60 amino acids)
Source: RefSeq, a predicted model, not a curated record